Molecule: messenger RNA, 1094 nt
Organism: Xylaria bambusicola
Lineage: Eukaryota; Fungi; Ascomycota; Sordariomycetes; Xylariales; Xylariaceae
Product: ribosome biogenesis protein Nop16
Exons: 2
Coding region: 157-843 (228 amino acids)
Biological process (GO): ribosomal large subunit biogenesis
Cellular component (GO): nucleolus
Source: RefSeq, a predicted model, not a curated record
GUAUCUGCUACGAUAAUAGCUCGAGAGUCAAGCAGAGAAUAAAUACUUGGACACAAAGCGGCAAUCGAAUUAUUAAUAAUUUUUGACGCCCGCGGCUAAUCUAAUAAUAUAAAUUCCCUAUUUUGAAGAAAGAGGAGCCGCACAGAUUCCUCCACGAUGGGCCGCGAACUUCAGAAGCGCAAGAGGCGCUCGUCCCGCCCCGCCACCCGACAACCCUCCUCGACAAGACCCAAGCUGAUGAACCCGCUGGGGAACAGCAUCAUAGCCCGAAACUGGAACAAAAAAGAAACAACAACACAGAACUAUCGCCGAUUGGGCCUCGUGUCCCGUCUGCGCGCACCUACAGGCGGCAUAGAGCCAAAACAUCGAUCCAGCACCAGCAGCACAUCCACAUCGAAGACCACGACACCCACAAACCCCUUCGCGAUUAACGGCGCAACAUCAGCGGCAGCAGAAGUAGAAGUAGAGCGGGAUGCCGACGGGAAGAUCAUCCGCGUGAUCAGCAAAGAGCGCAAGCGGGCCAACCCACUAAACGACCCCCUGGUAGAACUAGACACGGAUUCCGAGGCCGGGUCUGACGACGGAGAGGACGCCGAGGAGUGGGGCGGGUUCGAGGGCGAGCAGAACGAGAUCGUCCGACAGCUCGAGGAGGAGGCCAACCGACCGGUGGAGAAGAAGCCGCGGACGGUGAGUGCGCGCGAGGCCGAGUGGUUGCAGGCGCUCGUAGACCGUCACGGUGACGACACGACGGCUAUGGCGCGCGAUCAGAAGUUGAAUUCUAUGCAGCAGACUGCGGCGGACAUAGCGAAAAGGAUCCGGAAAUGGAAAGGGAACUCGAAGUAAUUUAAACCAGUCUACGCGCACUAGUAAAGGGGCAUCAUUCGAGUUUAACGCAUUGGGUGGGCGUCGGGGCGUUCAAAGAGGCUUCUUUUUUUCAAAUUCAAACAAUCCAAGUUCAGCGAGCCACAGAUACUAUUCUACAUCUUAUUGGUCGUAUUUGUGCUCUUCGCACACACGAUGUGACUGACUUCAUUCAGUCUCUAAUAUCCUUGUGCGCACUGACCGGGUCCCACAAGUCGUGAUUCAUAAAGUGU